This is a messenger RNA of Colletotrichum lupini, 468 nucleotides long. RefSeq lists its product as uncharacterized. The transcript is spliced from 2 exons. The coding region runs from base 1 to 468 and encodes 155 amino acids. NCBI's taxonomy places the organism in Eukaryota, Fungi, Ascomycota, Sordariomycetes, Glomerellales, Glomerellaceae. The record is from RefSeq and is a predicted model, not a curated record.
AUGAUUACGAGCCACAGACCAACCGCUUGGCUGUCUAGACCCUCUACGUCCCAUUUUGCGCAUGCCUCUUCGCGACAGGCGUUGACAUUGAUUCACUCUCCUCACUCUGAUAAACCAGUGCCGGUGACGUCCCUUUCCGGGUUUGCUCUCCUUCCUCCCGUUUCCCCACCGUUCGUCUACCUCUUCUCUCCCGCAUCGUCGUCUCCCAGCCAAGGUACCCUGGCCGACAUCUGCAGCGAACCCACUUCAGAGCUGCCCUCCACCUCCACGCCUCCCUCUCUCUCCGCACCAGCUUGCACCUGGACUGAACCUGGACCGGGCCUCGACUUGAACGUGGGCGCACGGCUCCUCAUCCCCGCCACGCCCAUCCGCUGUCCGUCACUUCGCAAACAACUUUUGUCGUGCCACUCAACACUUCCAACCUCCUACGAGAACACCUGUAAUAUACUGUUCAUGGCCACUCGCUGA